This is a messenger RNA of Mercenaria mercenaria, 1407 nucleotides long. RefSeq names its product troponin C, skeletal muscle-like. The transcript has 9 exons. Gene Ontology annotation, cellular component: cytoplasm. Lineage: Eukaryota; Metazoa; Mollusca; Bivalvia; Venerida; Veneridae. Gene Ontology annotation, molecular function: calcium ion binding. The record is from RefSeq and is a predicted model, not a curated record. Bases 230 to 955 code for a protein of 241 amino acids.
GGUAUUAUUUUCUAUUCAUUUGUUUAGCUGAUUGAUCAACCUUUGUUUUAGUCAGAUUAUAUUUCAGUAAGCAACAGACAUUGCAAUAAACACUUUCCCUUUUUAACUUCAGUUUUAAUUGUUUUAUUUGAAGGAAUACGCGAAAUUCAGAUUAAGAAGAAUAAUUCAAGUGCAAUGCCUGAGUAAAACCUCUGUUAACAAGAGAAAAACCGAUCAGAACUAGUGCAGUAUGGACGGUGCAAACGGUAUAGAUGUUGAGCGCGUGGUCGGUAGCAUGAUGUGGACUGAUAUGGAAGUGGACGAUAAUGGCAAAGUGUCAGUAAAUGAGUUCGGCAGAUAUUUAAGACAACACGGAGUAGAUGUUUCAAAUUUUGCCAUAUUGAGGAUUGUCUCUGAUGGGCAAACACCUCAGACAAAUAUGGACCACGAAAUGUUUGUCAACGCUAAAGAAAAACUCGUUUUAGAACAUUCAAAUCAGACUGAACUUACGCCUGAAGAGAAACUAAGAAAAUAUAAAGCUAACUACCUUGAUCUGUGGAGAGAACAUUCGAGAUCAAGGAAUGAAACGGGCGAGAUACCAGUAUCGCAACUUCCGCAUAUAGUAUUUGCAGAAUGUAACCCAACAAGAGAACUCUUAGAUGCUCUGAUUGCGGUAAAACAAGACGGUAGUGAGAGUAUAAAUUUUGAGGAGUUCUGUGAAAUGCUAGAGAAUCUACCUCAAUCAGGAAUGAUAGAUGAGAACAGGUUACUAAAGGCCUUUCAAACAGAAGAUAUUGACGGUAGCGGCUACAUCAGCAGGUCGCAACUCUAUUCCUUGCUUAUAGAAAAUGGAAACGAUCCAUUAAAGAAAGAGGAAGUCGAUGAAAUGAUGGAAGACUGCGGGUCCGGCGACAGGUUCAAAUAUACAGACUGGGUCCAAAGGGUUAUCACCAUAAAAAGCCUUUCAGAAAAGUGAAACAUUAUUUGAGGGAGAGAAAGAUAUUUGGUCGGCCAAUAUUCACAGCACAGAGGAGAUCGUAUGGACAACAAACUCUAGCAAAUCUGCUUUACCGGUGAAAUGUAGACAUUUAAUCAACAAAUAUCAAAACACACGUUUUAACAAGAGUCUUGAAAGGUUCUUGUGACUGAGUUCUGCACUCCAGCAUUGAAACCACAAAACCGCUUCCUGAAAAAGUAAUUAAAAAAUAAAUCAUGAAUAUAUGUUAAUGUUAAGAAGAUUAUAAAUCUCUUUUAAAAUACGUCUUAUGAACAAUUACCAUCAAAGAAAUAAAGACACUUUGUUUUUAACGGUACCAGUGUAUUUAUAAAGAUAAAGGUGACGACCUCUAUAGAACAAAGAUAUUUAAUCUUUCCAGUGAGGCUGCAUUGUGUUUACUUGAAAACUUGCAAGAAAGUUGAAAAAAACUA